ACUUAGUGGAUAUUCACCUUGUCAGACUUAUUUAUCCACCUAUUUUAUUGAUUUUAUACAAUUUUAUUUUUAUUUUUACUUUUAGAAAUAAAAAUGUUACUUUUAUAAUUUUAAUCUAAAUGCAAUACUAUCCAAAUUAAUUGUUAGUAAAAUGUCAGCUUAUAAUUUUAGUGGUCCUGCUGAGAUAUUGAGAGCUGAACAAAAAGACGAAGAACUAUGUGAGAGAAUUAAUAGACAUAUUACUGAUUUUUUAUUAAAAUAUAAAGGACAUAUUUAUAUCAAUAAAAACAAAAAUUCUAUACUUUCUACAUCAAAAAUUUUGUAUUAUGGACUCACAACUUUAUCAAGACUCCAAACUUUAGGUGAAGAAUAUACAAGAAUUAUUCAAGUUAGAAGUUCUGGAAAACAUGUUCCGAGUGUUACACAAACUAUUGGUAUGAUAUCAGUUCAUAUAUUUGGUCAUCAAAUAUUAGAAUAUUUAUUAAGUUACACUAUAAAAUAUGUAAGAAAAAAUGAACAUAUAACACACACAGCUAAAAGUCAAAUACUUUAUUCUUUAAAUGUAUUUAAAUCUAUUCUACCUCUUAUACAAAGUUUAAAUAGAAUAUUAUUCUAUUGGAAUUCUAAUUUCUAUACAUGGGCUAAAAGGAUUUUUAAUAUCCGAUAUAUUUUCGCUGUUCCAUGGUAUCAUUCUGAAAAACAACUUCAUGUUUUCAAAAUACUUAGUAUACUUUCAGCUAUACAUGUUGGUGUACUAAUUAUUAUAACUUUGUUUAAUAAUAAACAAGUCCUAUCACAAAGUGAAGGAAACUUAACACCAACAACUACAUCGUCAAUAUCUAAAUGUUCACUCUGUUUGGAAAAAAGAACUAACACUUCAUUAACUGUUUGUGGUCAUCUGUUUUGCUGGAAUUGCAUACAUGAAUGGUUACAAACUAAUAAAUUUUGCCCUUUGUGUCGCAAAGUACUUGAUCCAAGGAAAAUAAUACCAUUGCAAAAUUAUACUUAAGUAAUAUUUUAAAUAUUUAUGCAUUCAUGUGUUUUACUAUUUAUUCUACAUUCUUCUUUUCCUUAACUAAAUGCCAAUAAUAGAUAUCUUAACUGAGUCAGCUACCUUAACCAUCUUUAAUAAAUUUCUCUUCAAAUCUGGAUUUAUUUUUCUUCUUCCAAAUUAAUUUUGAAAAAACUCUUGCCUUUUUAUCUCAUUCCUUAAAACAUGAUUUGACCAUCUUUGUCUAAUUUCUAUAUCACAUGAUGAUUUAAAUUAUUUUUUUUAAUAAAUUGAUAUGUUUAAACUUAAAGGGUGUCUUUAGUCUUUUGGAAUGUUUAGAGUUUAACUCCAUAAGGAAAAUUUAAAACUUGGCUUUGAAAAUUAUGACAGUUGGGAUGGUAAAAUAUAUAUUUGAUGUAACAAACGAAUUAAACAUCAGUUAAAUUAACUAAAAUUUAAUUAAACAAAUAGCUUAUUUUGAAAUUUAGUAUUGAUAUUUAUAUGUUAUAUGUCUAUUGUUAUAUUUAUAUACAUUUUUAUUUAAAAAAAUUAUUAUUAAAAAAUAUGUUUUACACUUUUAUUGAUUAAAGCUUGUUUUUUUUAAA
Messenger RNA from Daktulosphaira vitifoliae (grape phylloxera), 1596 nucleotides. It is a transcript of the gene Pex10, whose product is annotated as peroxisome biogenesis factor 10. The transcript is spliced from 4 exons. The record is from RefSeq and is a predicted model, not a curated record. NCBI's taxonomy places the organism in Eukaryota, Metazoa, Arthropoda, Insecta, Hemiptera, Phylloxeridae. Gene Ontology annotation, cellular component: peroxisomal membrane. The coding region runs from base 152 to 1009 and encodes 285 amino acids. Gene Ontology annotation, molecular function: zinc ion binding. Gene Ontology annotation, biological process: protein import into peroxisome matrix.